Molecule: messenger RNA, 1491 nt
Organism: Larimichthys crocea (large yellow croaker)
Lineage: Eukaryota; Metazoa; Chordata; Actinopteri; Sciaenidae
Exons: 7
Coding region: 6-770 (254 amino acids)
Source: RefSeq, a predicted model, not a curated record
GCCGGAUGAGGAGUCAUGUUGCAGCAGGGGCAGGGGCGGGACUCGGUCACCCACAUCCAACGACUUGUUGCAAAACUUCCGAUCUGCAGCUGCGAUCAGCAGAUAAACACGAAGACCUCUGCUCCGCGACCAACGGACUGACUGCGACCAUGGCGGAUGAAGCAGCAGUUGUGGAGGAAGGCAUGUGCUCAGCUCAGGGCCCUCUGGUCGCUGUGAGCUUCCAGAAGAACGUCAACAGAAAACAGAAGUAUCUGGAGGCUGAGCCCAAAGCUCUGGGGAUCACUCAGAUCGGCCUGAGUCUGUUUCAGGUCCUGUUGAUGAGCAUGUUUCUGUCCAAAGACCUGAGUCAGAGAAGGACUGACAUCCCUUUCUUCAUUUUAUCCAUCAUGGUGGUUAUAGCUGGAGCUCUGGCUGUAGCAGCACAGAACCUUGAAAUGCCGACGCUGAGGGCCUGUUUGGGGAUGCAGGUGGUGGCCUGUGGCGCCUCCAUCUCCAACUUCAUCCUAUGUCUAUUUAAAAUGGACAUGAAUCAUUACUGCGAUUAUCAUCAGUAUCACGAUGACAACUUCACAUUACACUAUGGUGAAACCUGCCGUAAUAUUGAGGCCACCGUGUCCCACGUUUAUGCGGAGGGUUUGAUCAUUCAGGUUGCUCUGAUUACCAUCUCCACCACUCUGGCCGCCUACUGCUGCAAGGUAGUCAACUGCUGCACACCGGCUCCCAAAAUGCCGGUGAUCACUGUACAAACCCCUGCUGUCCAGCAACAGUGAGGAGACGGAGCGGACGAGUGCACACUAUACACAGAUGCCACACAGUUAACGCUGCACUAAUCAGUAUUUUUAUAUCAGUGAUGGAUCAAAUGACAAAUUUGUGUUGCUUGUAGUGAAAACUCUGCAGUCUCCCCCACUCUGAGGAGUUCUGUUGCUUUUUGGUUCUCCAGCCAAGAAACUCUGAUGACCACCCUGCUUAUUGGCACCUGUGCACCAGCUGCUCACCGCCAAACAGCAAUUCAAGUUAGAGACUAGCUGGGGAACAGAGUGACCCAUGACUGAGCCAGAUGCAAAUGUCCACUAACACAUUUUUGUAUUCAAUAUAUGUUUUUAUAUGUACUUCUCUCUAAUGGUAACUUUAAUCAGAAUCUAUUUUUGUAGACUCAAAGGGACAAACAUCUGAAAUAUUGUAUGUAUGUAUAACAGUGCACAUGUAGAGAAAAGUCUUAAAGUCAGUGAACAGUGGUCAUAGCGGACCGAGUAGGAGCGCAGCAGCAAAGGCCCUUGAGGGACUGAACUGACUGAGGGUACGUUUUGGUACACAGUCACACUUUAACAUGCACUGCUAAUCAUCACAGAGAUAACAAUACAACUGAAGUACAAGAAUGUUUUUCUGACAAUAGUUUUGUUCUGAUUGAUGAUUUCUACCUAAAUGAAGCUUUACUGUCCUUUCUUUUGUCACUACAACUAACAAGCAUGGAUAAUAAAAAAACUAACCUGA